AGAAGAGACAACUCUGUGUGUUCAGUGAGGUGCAUUGAUUUGCAGGAAGUAAAAGAAAGGAAAGAAGAUAGGAAAGAAGAAAGAAUAUCCAUGUCUUGCAGUCAGGUGACAUACGAUGCAUGCUCCCCGCUGUUCAGCUGUUCCUUCCUACUGCUGAGCUCUUUCUCCAGUUUCUUUCCACACACCGCUCGGAUAAGACAACCAUCCGGGCACAGUACGAGAAAGCAUCAGGCAACAACCAGACUACAGCAGACGAGUCCUACGGCUGAAAACGGGGCAGUAGAUCAGUCUGUCAGGCAGACGAUCGACACACAAUAUUCAGCCUAGCUAGGUACCUCUUCUACAGACAGAAACCAGUCCAAUUGGGUGAGGGGAAGCGAUCCACAUCAAACACCGAUGUCAAAUCCCUCGUGGGCGAAACAAUAUCGGGGAAAUCCGUUCUGCGUAUGCGUCUGGACAUCCCGG
Molecule: messenger RNA, 465 nt
Organism: Aspergillus campestris IBT 28561
Lineage: Eukaryota; Fungi; Ascomycota; Eurotiomycetes; Eurotiales; Aspergillaceae
Exons: 1
Coding region: 91-327 (78 amino acids)
Source: RefSeq, a predicted model, not a curated record